Columba livia (rock pigeon) is the source of this 12646-nucleotide messenger RNA. It is a transcript of the gene SLITRK3, whose product is annotated as SLIT and NTRK like family member 3. The transcript has a single exon. Gene Ontology annotation, cellular component: GABA-ergic synapse; postsynaptic density membrane. Gene Ontology annotation, biological process: axonogenesis; positive regulation of synapse assembly; regulation of presynapse assembly. The record is from RefSeq and is a predicted model, not a curated record. Lineage: Eukaryota; Metazoa; Chordata; Aves; Columbiformes; Columbidae. The coding region runs from base 1 to 2832 and encodes 943 amino acids. Gene Ontology annotation, molecular function: protein binding.
AUGAUGAAACCUUCCACGGCAGAGACGCUUCAUAGAGGAAGGAUGUUGUGGAUAAUUCUUCUAAGCACAAUUGCUCUAGCAUGGACUACACCAAUUCCCUUGAUAGAGGACUCGGAGGAACUCGAUGAGCCCUGCUUUGAUCCAUGUUACUGUGAAGUGAAGGAGAGCCUUUUCCAUAUACAUUGCGACAACAAAGGAUUUAUAAAUAUUAGUCAGAUAACGGAGUCGUGGUCGAGACCUUUUAAACUUUAUCUGCAGAGGAAUUCCAUGAGGAAAUUGUACACCAACAGUUUUCUUCACUUGAACAAUGCUGUGUCUAUUAACCUUGGGAACAAUGCACUGCAGGACAUUCAGACGGGGGCUUUCAACGGGCUCCGAGUUCUAAAGAGGUUGUAUUUGCACGAAAACAAAUUGGACAUUUUCAGAAAUGACACUUUCCUGGGUUUGGAAAGUCUGGAAUAUCUGCAGGCAGAUUACAAUGUCAUUAAACGGAUUGAAAGCGGGGCAUUUCGGAACCUAAGUAAAUUGAGGGUCCUUAUCCUAAAUGACAAUCUUAUCCCCAUGCUUCCCACCAACUUAUUUAAGUCUGUGUCCUUAACCCACUUGGACUUGCGCGGGAACCGGCUAAAAGUCCUUUCGUACCGCGGGAUGUUGGACCAUAUUGGCAGGAGCCUGAUGGAGAUCCAGCUGGAGGAGAACCCGUGGAACUGUACGUGUGAGAUCGUGCAGCUGAAAAGCUGGCUGGAGCGCAUCCCCUACACCGCCCUGGUGGGGGACAUCACCUGCGAGACCCCCUUCCACUUCCAUGGGAAGGACCUGCGGGAAAUCAAAAGAAGUAAGCUCUGCCCCAUGCUAUCCGACUCCGAGGUGGAAGCCAGCUUGGGCAUCCCUCAGCUGUCGUCCAGCAAGGAGAACGCGUGGCCUACGAAGCCUUCCUCCAUGUUGUCCUCCUUCCAUUUCACCGCCUCCUCUGUUGAGUACAAAACAUCCAAUAAGCAGCCCAAACCCACCAAGCAGCCCAGGGCGCCCCGGCCUCCCCCAACACCCCGGGGCCUGUACCCUGGGCCGAACCAACCGCCCGUGGCUGCCUACCAGACCCGGCCCCCCAUCCCCAUCAUCUGCCCUACCGGGUGCUCUUGCAGUUUGCACAUCAAUGACCUGGGCCUGACGGUCAACUGCAAGGAGCGAGGGUUUCACAACAUCUCCGAGCUCCUGCCCAGGCCCUUGAAUGCCAAGAAGCUGUACCUGAGCGGGAAUUUGAUCCAGAAAAUCUACCGCUCCGAUUUCUGGAAUUUUUCUUCCUUGGAUCUCUUACACCUGGGGAACAACCGGAUCUCCUACGUGCAGGACGGGGCUUUUAUCAACCUGCCGAAUCUCAAGAGCCUGUACCUGAACGGCAAUGACAUCGAGCGGCUCACCCCGGGCAUGUUCCGGGGCCUGCAGAGUUUGCAUUACUUGUACUUCGAGUACAACCUGAUCAGGGAAAUCCAGCCGGCGGCCUUCAGCCUCAUGCCCAACCUGAAGCUGCUCUUCCUCAAUGACAACUUGCUCCGCACCCUGCCCACCGACGCCUUCGCCGGCACCUCCCUGGCCCGCCUCAACCUGCGCAACAACCAUUUCUUGGCGCUGCCGGUGGCGGGGGUGCUGGAGCAUCUUCACGCCAUCGUCCAGAUCGACUUGAAGCUCAACCCUUGGGACUGCACCUGCGAGCUGGUGCCGCUGAAGCAGUGGCUGGAGGCGCUCAGCUCCGUCAGCGUGGUGGGCGAGGUGCUGUGUGCCAGCCCGGAGAGCCUGGCCCGCCGCGACCUGCGCUCCCUGGAGCUGGCCGCCCUCUGCCCCGCCGCCCUCCGCCCCGCCGCCGCAGCCGCUGCAGCCGCCUCGCCCCCCGCCGCCCCUCCGCCGCCCGACGCCACCGGCGCCGCCGCCUACGAGCUGCCGCCGGCCACCGCCGCCGUGCCGCUGUCCGUCCUCAUCCUCAGCCUCCUCGUUCUCUUUUUCUCCGCCGUGCUGGUGGCCGCCGGGCUUUUUGCCUUCGUGUUGCGCCGUCGCCGGCGGAAGCUGCCGUUCCGCGGCCCACGGGGGGAGGCGGCCGACCUGGGGGGUUUGCCGCUGCGCUGCCCGCGGAUCUUCGAGGAGGGGGGCGGCGGUGGCGGCGGAGGAGGAGGGGGAGGAGGAGGGGGGGAGCGCUCCCCGGAGAAGGCGCCCCCGGCGGGCCACGUCUACGAUUACAUCCCGCACCCGGUGACCCAGAUGUGCAACAACCCCAUCUACAAGCCGAGGGAGGAGGAGGAGGCGGCGGGCGGCGGCGGCGGGGAAGCGGCGGAGCUGCUGCGGGGCGGCGGGGAGCGCUUCGCCCACACCACCGCCGCCACCGCCGCGCAGGAGCCGGGCACCAACUACCGCACUUUGCUGGAGAAGGAGCAGGAGUGGAGCUUGGCCGUGUCCAGCUCGCAGCUCAACACCAUCGUCGCCGUCCAUCCCCAGCACCCCGCGGGCGGCGGGCUGGCGGCGGGCGGCGGCGGGCUCGGGGGGGCGGCGGCGGCGGGUGGGACCCCGCGGGACCGCGACCGCCCGCCACCCUGUGCCGUGGGCUUCGUGGACUGCCUGUACGGCACCGUGCCCAAGCUGAAGGAACUGCACGUCCACCCGCCUGGCAUGCAAUAUCCGGACCUCCAGCAGGACGCCAGGCUGAAAGAAACCCUUCUCUUCGCGGCCGGCAAGGGCUUCUCAGACCACCAAACCCCCACAAGCGAAUACCUCGAGUUAAGGGCCAAACUCCAAACCAAGCCGGAUUACCUCGAAGUCCUGGAGAAGACCACGUACCGGUUCUGACCGCCGCCCCGCCGCCCGUCCCGGCACCGCCGCAUGCGAGUAGAGGAUACAGCUGUGUGCUCUCCCCCGCCAGAUGUGCGCGCUGUGGGGAAGGGCCGUUCUCAGAUCAUUAAUCGAUGAAGUGCCUUCGCAGACUUUUGCCAGCAGAUGUUAAUCAAUCAUUAUUUUUUAUACUGAAACUGAGACUUUGACUGUGCCAUGUCUAAGGUAUAUUAUUAUUAUUAUUAUUAUCGGGGAUCUUUGUAUUGAUCCUGAUUAAGUAAAUUCUACGUAUGUCUCCUUUUUUAUUUUUUUUCCUUUUUCUUUUCUUUAUUUUUUUUUUUUUUUUACCGUCCCAGUAAACUUCCUUUAUAUUUUCCCUUGGAGGGGGAGGGGAGGGAAGAUGGCAUUUUGUGGCUUGCUUUCUUCUUGCCCAUCAUGGCACAGAUUCUGUACAUUUAUUUAAAAAGGAAAAAAAAUGCAAAGAAGCAAACGAGCGCAGUUUGCUGCAUGCCUGGAAACUGCAAGAGGGAAGGGAGGGGAGGGUCUUGCUCGAAUGUCUCACUCUUGUCUCUCUCCCUCCCUCGCACGCACACUCACCCCCACCGCCCCCCCACCGCCGCCAGCCCGGCCCCUCCGCGCAGCUCCCGCCCCCGCGGGGUCCCGCGGAGGGGAAUCCCGUGGGCUGGGGGAUGUCACCGGGAGCCGAGCAGCCCAAAGGAUGUAACAACGUGGCGCACACACCUAGGGAAUGCUCAGUGACACUUCGUCAUGACGCCAUGGUUUUUUGGAGGACAUCCGCACUUUCCUAAUAAAAGCGACGUGCAAAUAUACAGAAAAAGGAAAAGAAAAAAAAAGGAAAAAAAAAAGCUACUGGGCACCUAUCACUAACAGCUUUGUAGGAAGCACUUUUAAUGUUUUCUCUCAUACACACGUGCACACACACACACACACAAAGAUACAACAAUGUGCAUAUAUUUAUUCUGUAAUUUCAAGUGAAUAUAAAUUGUAAAGGUAAUGUUUAAUCAUUGUACAGUGAUGCGUCUGGUAUAGCUUUCCUAAUAAAACGUUUUGAAAAAAAUGCAUAUAUAUAUAUAUAUAUAUAUACACCCAUAUAUAUAUAUAUAGGAAUACAAAGCUUGAACCUGGAACUUCAGCUUCCCCCUACUGAGAUUUCCUUCCCGCACCUUAACCUUGAAAGCUAUUUUGUUAAUAACAGUUCAAUGCACUGUGAUGUUAACAGAGGAAAACCCUGUACAGCUUCUCUUGCCAAGAUACCACCCGAGACUUUUAAAAAUCCGAUUUACAAUCUGUAUUCCCACGUUGUACUGUACUUAUGGCAGUUCCCAUGUAUUUAAAAAUGGGCAGCAAAAAUAAGACCGCAUCCUCGAGUGGCGUUUCUUGUAGGAGCGCUGGGAGCAGAGGAUGCGGAUGGUCCUGGUGUUCGCAGUAAAUGCGAAGUGAGCAGUCAGAGGGGGGUGGGAGGGGGGGAAGUUAAAGCCAAUUUCAAUUGUUGAAAAGGGAGAAGCCAACUGGAAAAGGAUCCUGACGGCUUCAAUCACCGUGGCUGGGGCAGCGCUGCUCCCCGUUUGCUCCCGGCUGAAACAGGAGCAAAACCAAAGACGGUCGGAUUUCCCUUCUCGGGAAGGUCCCGGUUGGUAUCUUGUCACCCGUUGGUAUCUCGUCACCCGUUGGUUUCUUGUCAUCCGUUGGUAUCAUCUUGUCCCCGGUGACCCCGGGGCCGGGCCGACGGCGGCAGUGAGUGGCGCCGCGGGGCCGCCAGGUGGCGCCGCAGUCCCGGCGCUGGCGGCCGCGGGGGCGACCCGGGCGCUCUCGGGCCCGAGAUCGGGCCCGAUCCGGUCCCUGCCUGCCUCGUUGAAUGUACCUCCCGGGCACCUUAUACCGGGGCAGGCUGUGCCGCUAAGGGGGAGAGAACCUGUAGCUGGCCGCCUGUGUCGCUGAGGCACUACCCUAACGACCUUCGAAUACACGAUUUUAUAGAGAAAUAUCAAAUAUAUCUAUAAAUAUCGUUUGUCUUAGUGGGACAGCGGUAACGGUCAUUUAUCCGGGUGAAUUGCGAUUUUUUCCCCUCCCUGCACUUUGUUAAAAAGGUAUUGUCCUGGGGCUUGUUGACCAAGGGUCUCUGUCACCUUUCUGGAGCUGCUGUAGCACCGAGGUGGUGUCACCUCAGACCCAGCCACCUCUCCUUCCUCCCGAGGAACAACUUGAUUCCACCCAGCACAAUGCGUUUUGAUCGAGAUAGAACCAUGAAUACUUGUUUUCACCCCAAGUAUCGCUAUUUAUAGCUUCAGCAAAUAUGCUUAUUGCAGGCGCUUUUUUUUUUGUCAGUCUGUCUUGGAGAGGCAUCUGGGUGCGACAGAAGUAAUUUCCUGAGCCUUGGUAGUAGCUGUAUGUGUUUUGAGAUGGAGAGACAGCUCCAAAUGUCUGUAAAUCUGGCGUCAGCUCCUUAAUAUUAGUAAAAAUAUUACGCAUUUGUAUUUCCCAGAUUCCUCUGUUGAGUUGAUAGUGUUUUGUUACUGCCGCCUUCAGCUCUAAUCUGUUGGGGUUUGUUCAUUUGUGCUUUUUUUUUUUUUAAUGGAUAGGAGAGCAGGCACAUAUUAAAAGUAACAAACAUCAAAGUGCAAAGGUCGGAUCCUUCUUACGAUGCUUAUAAUAAUUGCAUUGAUAAGACUACAUGCGAGUGAUGCGUGGAGCUGUAUAAAUCAGGUUAAAGUACAACCCCUAGUGAGAGUGGUGCUGUAUACAGUUGGCAAUCUCAUCAAACCCCCAAGUGUUCAUACUUGCAUCCAAAUAUAGCAAUGCCAGUUGCAAAUAAUGUUUAUAUUUUAAUUAAACCGCAGAAACACAAGAGAAUUUCAACAUAACUAUAGGUAGUAAUCUCACCCGUGAAUGGUGAAGAAAUCUAUUUAUUCAGUGGAAAUAAAUUUGUUCUAUGAGAAUGGAAUUUUUGUAUUAAAAGAGAUAAUUUUUGGCUUACGUUGAGUUACUUUUCUUUCCUUGUGUAGAAAACUUCUUUUUCCUUGUGUACUGGAAUCAUUGGGGGAUGAUUCGCUCUGGAAGUGGUGACACUGUUUAACUGUGAUACCUAAUGUGUGUUAUGAUGACUUCUAUUUUGCAAUUUCAUUGUGCUGAGCUGAGGCUGAGUGGGUGGCAGCUUUACUUUCCACUACAGGAAACAAAAGUGGAUCCAUCAUCUCUGAUCAGGGACGGGUGAUUCUUUACGUGUUUCAGCCCGGGUUGCUCCUAUUUAAUAGGGAGUAUUAAUGACAAUUAUAUGAUUAUCAGCAGUAUUAUUGGUAGCAUUAAUAAUAUCAGGAAGGAAUCAAAUAAAGUCAAGUGAUUCGCAUUUACAUUGGAGCUGUUUGAUGGGAUACUACUUUAAAUAAAUAAGAAUAUCUUUUAGCUUAUUUCAUUACUGCACAACAAAUAGCUGGUGUUGGUUUCAGCAGUUCAGCUUGUGAUGAGGCUCAGAACCUGGCAGUAAAUCUUUCACAAUGAGUUUCUUUUCUUCAGUCAUUGGCUAUAUUGAAAUUCUUCCUCCAGGUGGAAAAGGCCAGGUAAGUUCCAGUCGCAGCUGAUAACGACUGCAUACAGGAAAAUAGAAAGGAUAAUAGUGGUGCUCAAUUAUCAGUGGUCUUUUGUAUUUCCUGGAUAUUGUGGUGGAUGUCUUUGCUCUACUUGGGUUAAAAGAUUUGUUUGAGACUUGGAAAUUGCUUCAUGGAUUUCCUGACUGUAUCAAUAGUGAGAUAAAGGUGUUAAUUUUUAUGGUAUGAAUCUGAUUAUACUAAUUUGACUUCUGGAGGGCCAUCCAUCUCUGAAAGUCUGUUCUAGUUAGGCCAAUAUCUCAGAUGGGUCAUUUAUUACGGGAUGCAGUGGACUUGAGUUAAGCUGUGAGAACUCUAGAUUUUGUCAGAGAUCUUUCCAGACAAACCCACUAUUCAGCACAUCAUUGCAGCUGAUCUGGUUUUAAGCUAGAAAAGUGAAGCUAUGGUCAACUGGUGUUCUCUGCUGUAAACUUCCACAGCAACAGAACAGAAAGGUCUCUACAAAAUGCCAAUAUGCAAUGCUUUAUGUUUCUGAAGCACUAAUGGAGAGUAACUAAGGAGGGCUACGCCACUUCUAUUUUGUUCAAGUACCUACUUCACACCAAUAAGACACGAUGAAUUGGCUUGGGGUGUAACAGAGAUGUUCACGUGAAAAAGGCGUGCAGAAUUUGGCCUUAAGUUUGGAAGUUCAUUGCUUAUCUACGUUAUUCAAACAAAGAGUACGACUUCUGGCAGCGCACCAACCACUUAGGUGUGAACUCGUUCCAGAAUAGCUCUUCUUCCAAGGACAUCUGCUUUUUACAGCGUGGAUUUAUGUAUGCUCGGAAAUCAAGCUGCUGCACUUUUCAUAUGCCUAUUUUUUGAAUUUUCCAAGCCUUGAUUCUAAAUCUGACUUCCUCAUAAAUGAGCUGCACAGUGAAUUUUCUUAGGGGUUAUACAGCACAACACAGUUGUUUCCAUGGGAGAAACGUAGAGUAAAUUUACCCAAUAUGCAACUUCACAACUUCUUCCUACUAACAACGGCUCUUUGUACAAAAAUAUGCUAUUUUUAAUACUUUGUGAAGCUGAUGUGAGUGGAAAUACAAUUUUUUCCCCCUUCAUGAAAAAGAAUCUGUUUUAUUCUGGCAAAUGCAGCUAUGCCCCCAAGUCAAAGUCUGUUUGAGCUAUUGGAAGAAGUGGGAUGUGUUUGGAACAAACCGGUGACUGGGUAUGGACUGGAGGCCUAAUUCUGCACCCUUGAAGCCACUGAUGAAACACCACAAUACUGCUCAGUUUUAGCCAACAGAAUCAAUUGAACAGCAAAGUCUGAUCUCAGAAAAUUACAAUAUAUAUUAAGUGGAUUCAAGCAUUUCAAGACAAGUAUUCUAUGUGACUAUUUCAUAAUAAAAUGACUAACAGUACAGAGAAAAUGGUUUUGCUGUCAAUAUAGUAAUUUUUUCAGAUUGACCUCAUUCACAAAUGAACCAAACAAUCUUUAGAGCUUUUUAUUUUAAAAGAAGAGCAUUUGCAUAAAGACAAAUACGUGUGUGCCCUAGCAGAUUCAAGACAUGUGGAAAUUGGUACCAGAGUUUAGACCUAAUGUCAUAGGUAUCCAACAAGAUUUUUGUUGUAACAAUUGCAAAUUAUUUGGAAAUAGUGUAUUAGUAUCAUCUUUUGCUUUAAAAGCAAGAAUAUUUAGAGGCACUGACAACUGUGUUUCAUAUCAGGUCUUUAAAUGUCUUUUGCUUGAUUCUUGUAGUUUCCCAUUUUUAAAAUUAAGUACUUCUAUGUUAAUUUUUGUCAAGGUUGUUGGAGGAGUUGGAGGUUACAGAUGAAGGCAUCAGCUUUGCUACACAUGGGGUUCCCCAGAGGCUACUGGGGUGGAACAUUGUAUGUUACCUUUGAUCGCUGUUAAUGUAUUUGGAAACACUCCCUUGUGGUGACGUUUUCUCUGUUCAAUUGCUCAAUAUUGUGUUGGUUUUCAGAAUAGUGUUAAAUCGCUCAUUUUUGUGGAAAAAUGAUGGGAGAAGGUUUGAAGGAAUGGAGCCAUUAGCACUGCAAUACGAAUUCCCUGUCCCACAGUCACACUGGGGAGUCUCUGUAGAGUUAAUGUUGCAUCAGUCUUUAUAUUUUUUAAUAUUAUGGAUGUCAAUUGAAAGUGUGAGGUUAUUUUUAGACAUUAUGAAGAUGUAUGUGUAUGCAAUACUAAGGUGUUGGGUGCCUUAAAAAGAAUAGAUAAUAAUAGAGGGCAUAGCACAAUAUGAAAUAUUAAUAACUCAGUCAUAUACUGAAUCUUUAAUGUCCAUUUACAUUUUUUCUAAGAACUUUAUUUUUCUACUAGAAUUUUCUAAAUCUCUUAAGAAUAUCCUAUAUAUUCUAUGAAUCUUGAGGAAGUUUUUUUGGUUACCCAAGGGUGGAAUCUGUCUGUAUUUUGGAAUUCAAACAGAUACCAGUAACUGUGGAGGAAUAUUCCUGUCCGUGGCAUGUGGCAGGCAAUUUGGCGUGUUGUUGUGGCACUGUGCCAGGAAGGGAAGUUUUCUGCAGCAAUGAGAUUUUGCAGUAGGGCUUGAAUAAUUUCAACGAGGAGUUCCUGAAUUGUGAUAGAUCACUAUUGGACUGGCAUAGACCUGAGACAUGCUGCUGCUUCUGAUGGCACCACCAUCCCUUCUGCUGAUGCUGGGACCUGGCACCAUUGUUGGUAGGGGCUCCUGUGACAACAAUCAUAAAAGAAAAAGAAAAUCAGUCAAACAAACAAACCCACAAUGAAACAAAAUGUCUUUGUUCUACAGGGACCAUCUUAGCUGUGGUUAGCAACUUUCCCCAAAUGUUAAAGUGGCAUUAGCAUACUGAUCAUGGGACUUUUUUUCCGGCUUUCCUCAGCUUUACUUUGCUUUUCUGGAGAGAGUAGCUGGCUUACAUGUUAAAUUUAACUUUAGGAAUGUAUUUGUUAAUGUUUUCCAGCCCGUACUUGUUAAAAAUUAAUUCAGUCUAUCACGAUAGUGACUGUCCUACACUGUGAUGACUUUGCUAGAAAGCUACGUAAACCUUGGGUUUUGUAUUUGGUCUCUUAGUUAUUUUAUGUAUCUAUAUUAUGUCCGUUAUCUGAAUAAUCCUUGAACUGAAGUCUGCCAUUGUACUUUGGAGACUUUGGCUUUGCAAAUCAAGGCUGAUUAAUGUUUUGUUGUUGUUCUUGUUCCAUAAUUGUUUGGUUUUAUUUUAUUCAGAGUAUGAUUGGAGAGAGGAAAACAAUACAGUGUGAAGAUUCUCAUCAAACAAUACUUUUUAAUAGGACUUCCAAAUUUCUUUCCUUCUUAUCUUUUCUUUGGAGAAUGAAGGAGCUAUGCUCAAAAGAAAGUAGGAAUUGCUGCUUGGGCUUAAUGUUGAAACGUGUUCACUCUGCUGUGUGCUCUCAAUCCUGAGUGCCCAGGAUGGUCUGACUCAAAGGGAGAUGUAAGAAAUUCCCAUUAGUGAGAUGUGGCCAGUUCAUCUGAUUCACCAUUAGCUCCCACCCUGAGCAAUCAGGUACCUGGGCUGCUGUACCACUGAGGGAACUGGUCCUGUGCCCACAGGGAGCUGGGAAGGGCUGAGCACUGAGAAAAAUCAUGUCAGAAUGUUUCUGUGAAAGACGAACUUUAAAAAACAAAUACACAUCACUAAUGGAUGGUGGCCAUAUUAAAGUUUGUCUCUGUGUUCUUCUGAAAACUCACCCAGAGUUUCUCUGGUGCUGUUAAACUUCCAUGCAAGGGCACAUGUGAUCCAUCUUCAUGAAAGCACUGCUGAAAAAGAUGUAUAGCUAAUGCGUUCAUCUUAAUUAGAGAGCAUUGUUUCUUGUGGCAUCACUUCUGUUAUGUUUUCUUGCAGUGACCCAAAAACCUGGCUGCUUUGGACAGUGGAUAGUAUUGGCAAGCAAAGAAAUAUGGCAACUAAAGGUAUUUUUUUAGAUCCAGUUUAUGUUAGUGUUUUCUUCAAAGAAAGGGCAAAUGGCUCUGGUUCUGUAGCCCUCACUAACUAAAGGCAUUGAUUAGGGCAGAGACUCAUUGUUCGAUCGGUUUUAAAGCAACAAGCUAAGAAAUGUGGAUUUAUCUGAUUUAUAUACAAAUAUAUAUGUAUUCAUCCUGUGCGUGAUAAGGGGCCAUGAUGCUGAUGGAAGGCAUUGGCAUUGCUGGAACUUGGGAUCAGUUGUGACAAGUGGGAACCGUGCCAAGGCCAACAACGUAAAUGGCACCUGAAAGUCAAGCAUCUCGCUGGCUUAGAGACAGUGAAUAACAACAUGCCAUUUUUGUUGAAACCUCUAUUUUUAGAGCAGGGAAAGAAAUAUUUCACAGAAUCACAUUUUUCCUGCAUUUGGCCCAAGUUCUCAACCAGCCUCCAGAUUGUUGGCAUUCUCACAUUGCAUUUACCUGUCUGCAUGCACAGAUAUUCGUUUGGUUUGCACGCUGAAUACGUGCACGAAACAGAGACCAACUGAAAACAUGGUUAUCUUUGUUGGGUUUUUCUGUAGAGUGGUGUUUUGCACCUCAAGACUUCGGUUCUGUAAGAUGUGUCGCCUGGAUGGCCUCCCUGUAACUCAGCUUUGUAAAGCAGCCUCCCGAGCUUAGCCGUGGUGGGUUUACAUGCCUUGUGCUUUGCCUACGAGCCAGCCAAAGUCUGUUAAAGCCUUCAGAGCACAAACCCUGAUCAGAUGGAGCUCUAACAGGUACGCGCCAGGGAUAAAAUGGAGAUGUUCCAUUUGCAACAACCUAAAAUUAGUCGCUGGUAACUCCAAGCAGUGGUAACUACUUCCUAUGUUGUUACUUCUACUGGAACGGGGCGGCUAAUGCCUGUAAUGGAAAUGCUGAUACUAAGUAUGUAUAGUAUAUACAUAUAUAUGUAUGUAUACAUGUAUGUGCGAGCACGUUGAAGUGUAAAAGUCAAUUUUUGGAAAGUACUGGGAGAUUUAAGUGUAUGACUUGCUUUGGACUGUUAUUAUAAUAUAGGAAUUUUGGUAAUGAAGCUAAAAAUAGAUACAUUAAGAUCUACGUUCUCAAUGUAGGUCAGUGGAGGCACUUCUCAGACAUAUUAGCAUUUUGGACACUUAAUCUUCGCGGCAUAUUGCAUCUCCUAGAAUAGGUUAGUAGAGGCAAGGCAGGAGAAAUUGCUGCAGCUGAAGUCAUUCAGAAAGGUUGCCAAGUUUCUCAGGAACCAGAAUGGCAGAAUAAUGAGUCUUAUAUUUAAUUUGGGAUGGAAAGACAACCAUGGGGAGUUCAGCAGAGGCAACUCAGAUCAUCUCGGCUCUGUGGGGGAGGGAGAGUCUAUAACUAUAGCUGGCUAAAAAAAAGCAAGCUGUGUGUGCAUUUGUGUGUAUAUAUAUAUAUUUAUAUAUAUGUAUAUACAAAUCUGUGUAUGUGUAUAUAACACUGUGUGUAUAUAUGUAUGUAUAUGCCUAUAAUGUAUAAUAUGUGUAUCUAUAGAUAUGUAUACAUUUAUAUAAAUUUAUAUUUCUCUAUAUAAAUAUUCAUGCAACUGUGGGAAAUAACAUUUCAACAGCGUGUCCUUUUCUUUAAAACCCAACAAAAAGCUGCUUCCAUCAAUAACACGUUGGCACAAAUGUCUGAAGUUAUCUUUUCUGUGUAGAAAGGAGCAUUGCUUAGUGGUUGAGCACAAGCCUGGAAGGUUUUUACUAUUCUAGAGGACUCCAAAUAAGUCAUUAGCUGCUCCACAGCUGUUCUACAUUUGUGAAAUCAAGUGGUGGCCAAAAUGACUCAGGGCUGGUUUUAAAGGCAAAGGGAGGUGGUUCUUGACUGUUUGUGCUUUGGAAAUCUCUGUUAUGUUUACAGAGUUUUGAUGGUGAAAUAGCUGCACCAGUAAUUAUUCUGGUUGCUGUUAGUGUCCCAGCUCAUGCUAAUGGCUCCUGAAGAGAGGAAAAGAGAUUAAUUUCCUGCUCUAGUGUAAGUUAUCUGAAGUCUUAUUACUUUGACUCGGUGAUAUAUGGAUUUCCAUUUAGGGUUAGGAUGUUGGGCUAUAAAUCAAGAAUCUUAGCUCAGUGAACAUCUAGUUCAGGAUGUGACUUUUAUGUUAGAAUUGAUUUAAAAUGAUUUUGGUUCAUCGUCAGAACAAGCUAUACCUUAAUUCAUUAUAAGCUCGAAGAAUUUCUCAGCUGGAAACCCAUUCAUACCAGGGUGAAUUUUGCACUUCAGUGGGGUUGAAUCAGAUCAGAAUAUUUCAUUAAGCACUGACAUUAAAACAAUCUUGUAGUUGUGCAACUAUUAACUAAAAUUGUAAUUUUGUAAUAAAAGCGAGCCUAAAAGCAA